CCACCCCCAGAGGCCUUCGUCCCGCCCCCGGCCCUACUACCCGCUGGUCCCAGCCGCCCUCCCCAGGCACAACCCUGUAGCCGCCAUGGUGCAGGCCUGGUACAUGGACGAGUCCAUGGAAGACCCGCGGCUGCCGCACCGCCUCGAGCCCGACCGCCCGGUGAGCCUGGAGCAGCUGCGCAAACUCGGCGUGCUUUACUGGAAGCUGGACCCCGACAAGCACGAGACGGACCCGGAGCUGGCGCAGAUCCGCAGGGACAGGAGCUACUCCUGGAUGGACAUCAUCACCAUCUGCAAGGACAGAUUGCCCAACUUCGAGGAGAAGAUCAAGGUGUUCUACACAGAGCACUUGCACCUGGACGAGGAGAUCCGCUACAUCCUGGAUGGCAGUGGGUACUUUGAUGUCAGGGACAAGGAGGACAAGUGGAUCCGGAUCUCCAUGGAGAAGGGUGACAUGAUCACCCUCCCAGCUGGCAUCUACCACCGCUUCACACUGGAUGAGAAGAACUACGUGAAGGCCAUGCGACUGUUCGUGGGUGAGCCUGUGUGGACAGCGUACAACCGACCAGCUGAGCACUUCCCUGCCCGGGAGCAGUACGUGAAGUUCCUGGAGCAAACCGUGUAGCCUGGAGCCCACUGCUGUGCCCUGAGGCUGGAUUGUUCUUCUGCAUGAUUACCUGAUCAGAAUAUUUUUAAAGAAAAGAGCCAUACAACUAAUUUUAACUCAGAAGCAACUGGGAAUGCAAACAUCACUGUAAUCUCCUCUAAUUAAUCAAGAUGGGGGUGCAAGAGCCCCGGGUAGUAUGGGUACUGCAGUGUAACUCAGUACAAGCUUUCGCCCAGAGUGAGGCUCCUGGGCAGUGUGUGGUGUGUGACAUCACUGCCCAUAGAUGGUGGGACCAGCCAGGUGAUGCUGCUUCUCCCGGGGUCAUAGCUGGUGCGGGGAGGCACCCUCAGGCUUCCCUUGUUGCUUCCUUAUCACAAUAAAGCCAUUGCCUUAACUCUA
Chinchilla lanigera (long-tailed chinchilla) is the source of this 1006-nucleotide messenger RNA. It is a transcript of the gene Adi1, whose product is annotated as acireductone dioxygenase 1. The transcript is spliced from 4 exons. Lineage: Eukaryota; Metazoa; Chordata; Mammalia; Rodentia; Chinchillidae. The record is from RefSeq and is a predicted model, not a curated record. Gene Ontology annotation, molecular function: acireductone dioxygenase [iron(II)-requiring] activity. The coding region runs from base 86 to 625 and encodes 179 amino acids.